CCAAUAUACUCACAUAAUAAUCUUACUCAAGAUAAGCUUUCACAUACAAAGUUCUAGCAAUACCUCAAAUCUUUUUGAAAUUCAUCAAUGUCGGUUCUUUCAUCUCGGACAGGACGAGAUCGUCAACGUUACGACAACAACUUCCGACUCGUUUCUGGAUGCAUUCCGUAUCGUCUGAUCAAAGACAAGAAACUUGAAGAAGACACAAGUGUUGACUUUGUAAACAAGCUUCAAGUUCUCAUGGUUUCAUCUCCUAAUCGUCAUGAUCUUGUCUUCCCAAAGGGAGGAUGGGAAAAUGAUGAGACCGUUCUUGAAGCUGCUUCUCGCGAAGCCAUGGAAGAAGCUGGAGUUAAAGGAAUACUUAGAGAAGUUCCUUUAGGAGUUUGGGAAUUUAGAAGCAAAAGUAGUAUUAGUACCAAUGCGGAGGAUGAAUCUUUUGGUGGAUGCAAAGGCUAUAUGUUUGCAUUAGAGGUAACCGAAGAACUCCAGGAAUGGCCAGAACGUGGGAAUCGCCAAAGAAAAUGGUUGAAUGUUAAAGAAGCAUUAGAGCUGUGUCGGUAUGAGUGGAUGCAGAGAGCACUUGAAGCGUUUUUGAGAGUAAUGCAAGAAGAAGAAGAAGGAAAAUAGAGAACAAAGGAAGAGACAAUGCAAGAUAAUUCUUCAAACUAGAGGAGAAUUGAUGAUGUUCGUUUUAAGUUAAAAUAUGUAUCAGUGUUUUUAAUUUUAGCGUAAAAUAAAACUUAUCUAGAUGACUCAUCCAUGUGAGUUUUAAUUGGUGUAUUGGGAUGGAGAUGAACUUAUUCAAAAUAAUAAUGACAAAUCUAUCCUUAUUAUAAUAUAUAUUAGAGUCAACAUGAUCAUUUGGAAAAGAAGGUAAGGAAAUCUAUUUGAUGUUACCAACAUGCUCAUCAUCAUCAUCAUCAUUAUAACAAUGUGGAAACCCGUUAAUUAGUUAUACUAGCAGAAAACUGUUGUUCUUUACAGAAAAAGAGAUAGUAUCAGUUACAAAAUACAAACCGGUUGUUUUCUGGUGGGUGAUCUUGAAGAAAACAGAAACUAGAAGAUCUCAAACUCGUAUUAGGUCACAAAGAUACAAAGGGGUUAAAAAGUCUUAGUUAUAUAUCUUGUAUUGAGUUGAGAUUUAGAGUAUAGUUUAAAUUUGGUUAACUAUAUGUUUUUCAUAAUGUUAUUUUAAUUGUAGUCCUCAAAUCAAGUUAUAAAAACUAUAAAGUGAUAUGAAAUACAAAAUUAGACAAGAUUUUCUUAUAUUAAUUAUUAUUUUUGGCAGCAGAUUUUACAUACUAUUAAUAGAAAAGUUAGAUAAGAUAUGAUUUAACCAAAAUUAACUGUUUCUUAAAGCUGUGAUCAUAUUAUUAUUAUCUUUCUGGUUUUUGACGAUCAAGAAGAUAUAUUACUCUCACAUCGCGACUCAUGCAGUCUGGUGUGAUAUCCACAUGUACUAUAGCCUCAUUUUAGUAAAAAUAAAAAACAUAAUAGAAGAGCAAAAAACAUCUCAUCAACAAAACGUAACAUACAAGAAAUGGUUCGUGCUUCCAAAUACAUCAAUGGAAGUACCAUGCAAGUAGGGGUUUGGUAAUAACAGUAAAGUUCUUAACACACAUGGCUUAAGGGUUUUAUGAAACAUAUUAUCGGACACAAUCUCAACUCUAUAGCAACUUGUGGUAAGAGAUAUACUUUAAUUGUCCGAAAUACUUAAAAAAAAUGGAAUAUAGCUCGAAACCGAUUGAAAGUACGUAGUAAAUACCAAUUCGGUGUCAAUGGUCUCCUUGGAAACACAUCUCAAGAUAAGUUUUUGUAGCAUCUAUUAUCAUCCAGAGUUAUUCUCUUUAGUGGAGAAUAUUACUCUGUUGAUAUGAACUGUAACAAGUCAAUUAUGGAAUCAGAUCCGUCAGUCACUUGCUUCAUCUUCCUAAGUAACUUCGUUUUAUUGAUAUUUUCUUAAAAAAAUUGAUUUAAAUAGAGAGAGUUGAUGGUCACAAACAGCAAUGAAUGCUCGUUGGUACACACUCUCCCUAAAAAUAGAGAGAACUUAAAAACAAGAAGAUUUUUUUUAUUUUUAAAAAGUUAAUUCUGGAAAAUAAAAAAACGAGAGUUGUUGUUUCUCACGAAGAUGAAGAUGAAAUGAUAUUCCAUGAUGAUCAUGUUUCUUACUAAACCCUAAUAAUCAAGAAGAGAGGGCUUUUCAAGAACGUAACAGACAGCAUUCUCUUUUUUUUUUUUUUGGUUUUGUGUUGAAAUCUUUUGUUGCAGAUUCAUCAAUGUCCGUUAUAUCAUCUCGGACAGGACGAGAUCGUCAACGUUAUGACAACAACUUUCGUCUCGUUUCUGGUGUUUUCUGAACAGAUGCAUUCCGUAUAGGCUGAUCAAAGACGAGGGAAUUGAAGAAGACACAAGUGUUGACUUUGUAAACAAGCUUCAAGUUCUCAUGGUUACAUCUCCUAAUCGUCAUGAUCUUGUCUUCCCAAAGGGAGGAUGGGAAGAUGAUGAGACAGUUCUUGAAGCUGCUUCUCGUGAAGCCAUGGAAGAGGCUGGAGUUAAAGGAAGCCUUAGAGAAGUUCCUUUAGGAGUUUGGGAAUUUAGAAG
This is a messenger RNA of Brassica napus (rape), 2604 nucleotides long. Its product is annotated as nudix hydrolase 12, mitochondrial-like. Lineage: Eukaryota; Viridiplantae; Streptophyta; Magnoliopsida; Brassicales; Brassicaceae. Gene Ontology annotation, cellular component: nucleus; cytoplasm. Gene Ontology annotation, molecular function: pyrophosphatase activity. The transcript has 9 exons. Bases 88 to 627 code for a protein of 179 amino acids. The record is from RefSeq and is a predicted model, not a curated record.